GAAACACCGGACAUUCUUAUUCAGAGGCUCAAGAGGGAAGUACAGCAAGAGUUGAAGAUGCAUCGGUCUGCGUCGGAAUCGAAUGUCUUUCGGAUCAAACGAGAUGUUUCCGAGUGCGCUUGUCCACAAGGUCCUCCUGGUGAGCGAGGUCUUCCUGGAGAGAGGGGGAAAAAAGGGAAAAAGGGUGAACAAGGCCCGCAGGGUAUGGCCGGGGCGCCGGGCCAGAACGGUUUUCCGGGACCUAUUGGGUUAGAUGGACCAAAAGGUGAGAAGGGUCGAGCCGGAGAUAAAGGGCAGAAGGGCGAACUGGGUAGUUCAGGCUUUGACGUCUUUUCUGCAGUAAAGGGACUUCAGGAGCUAGGGCAUAAUAUCUCAGCGCAGACCAUCAUACAACUGAAAGGAGAGCCAGGCGAACCUGGACCACCGGGGCCACCCGGUCCUCCGGGAGUCGAAGGUCUUCCCGGACACGAAGGCAGGCAGGGAUCACCUGGUGAUGUUGGCCCAUCGGGUGAAAAGGGAGCACCAGGACCUAUUGGACCAAUCGGUCCACCUGGUACGGCGGGACUUCCGGGUCCUAAGGGUGACAAGGGUGAUAGAGGCGACCGAGGUAUGACAUCUUUGAGCGGGAAUCAGUUUACAGCUGAAGUACUCGAAGGACCCCCCGGUCGACCAGGACCACCUGGGCCCCAGGGCGAGAAGGGGGAGAUGGGACCAGCCGGUGAGCCGGGAGAGAAGGGUGUCCGGGGAAAGCAAGGGAAGAGGGGUGUCAAGGGUGAGAGCGGUGUGGCAUUGAUGAGAGGCCCACCCGGUCUACCGGGUCCAAAGGGUGAACCCGGGGAACGGGGUUACCGAGGCGAAAAAGGCAGCAAGGGAGACACGGGCUCACCAGGGCCGAAGGGAGAGCAAGGGAAUCCUGGCUUACCUGGAUUCAACGGAACAGAUGGAGAGGCUGGUAUUCAGGGUCCUCCGGGACUGCCAGGUAUUUCUGGACCUAAAGGUGAGAAAGGUGAAUAUGGGGAUAUUGGACCUCCAGGACUUAUGGGGCCACCAGGUCUACCUGGUCCACCGGGUUAUCCAGGGUUAAAAGGUGAAAAAGGAGAAAAAGGCGAAUCGAAAUACAAGAAACUUAGGCGAAGGCAGGGAGAUGGUACGUUCGAAGUGAAUGCCGGUGAAGUGAUAAUGGGACCACCGGGACCACCUGGUCCAUCUGGUACUCCUGGGCUUCAAGGUCCACCUGGCAUAAAGGGCGACCGAGGACACGAUGGUGCCAAAGGCGAUCCUGGAGAGAAGGGUGCCAAAGGAGAUCCUGGUCCAAUGGGACUACCCGGCCCCAUGGGACUGAGAGGAGAAUCCGGAAAACCCGGGGAUGCCGGGAAACCUGGUGCCACGGGGACAUCAGGAUUAGACGGCAUGAAGGGUGCACAAGGAGAACCAGGCACAAAGGGAGAAAGAGGGGAACCUGGCCUACCUGGUACCGAUGGAAUUCCUGGCAAGGAGGGACCGAAGGGAGAGAAAGGUGCUGAAGGCGAACCUGGACCGCCAGGGAGACGCGGUAAGAAAGGCGACAAAGGCAACAAAGGAGAUCAGGGUGUACCCGGGCUCGAUGCUCCCUGUCCAUUAGGGACCGACGGACUUCCGCUAGCAGGAUGCGGUUGGAAUCAAUCACAGCAGGACAUCACUAGCACCUCGAUACCAGCUGUCGAAGGUCCUGAACCCGCAGAAACGGAUUACGAGGAACCAGGAGAGGAAUACGAAUCCGGAGAGGUGUAUACGGAUCAGAACGGAAAUCAAGCCGAGCAAUAAUUGCUCGUUGUGCGCUGCCCUAAUCACUACCAACAACUACCACCACUACUACCACUACCAUCACCACUACAACCACCAAAACCACCACCGCCAUCGCCCUCAUCACUCGUCUCACCUUGCUCUCCCAAACUAACGUG
Messenger RNA from Eufriesea mexicana, 1940 nucleotides. Its product is annotated as collagen alpha chain CG42342. NCBI's taxonomy places the organism in Eukaryota, Metazoa, Arthropoda, Insecta, Hymenoptera, Apidae. Gene Ontology annotation, molecular function: G protein-coupled receptor binding. The record is from RefSeq and is a predicted model, not a curated record. Bases 58 to 1803 code for a protein of 581 amino acids. The transcript is spliced from 24 exons.